AUGUCUGGCUCGCCAGUGCCAGGCCUGACCUUCCGCAGCAGCUCCAGAUCCUCGAGUCCUUGCGCUGGAGCCUCCGUUUGCUCUCCAGACAGCCGGCAGGAGCUCUGUAGCCCCAGGACGGACCGCACACAGCCCCUACUGGCCGGCAAUGUGCUGUUUGGCAGCACACCCAGCCAGAAUCCCACCAAGCCUGGCACAAGGGGCAAGGAGCGGCAUGCAUGCCUGCUCAUGCUUCUGCUGCUGCCGGCGGUCACCGGUCUGGCAGUGAUGGGGGUGCGGCUGCGCAUGUCAGAGGCAGAGCAGAGCGCUCUCGACACCAUGCCGCCCCCGGGCAGGUUCAAUGCCGCCCGAUUAGGCGGCGGCAGCAGCAGCAGCAGCAGCAACAACUUCCCCUCAGCCAGCAGCCAGGGCAGCAGCAGCAACGGCCGCUUCUCCUUCCUGGACGGCGGCAGCUCUGCGGUGCUGCACAAGCACAGCUACCAGGAAAUGCGCGAGCGGAACCGCGACCGGCUGCCCAAAUGGGCACGGAGGGCUCUCAAGGCCAUGGAGGAUUUUUUAGCCAAGGACCCCGUCCUCAGAUACGUUCUCUCCCCGGGGCCUGCGGCGUGGACAUACGGGUGGCUCAUGCACGGCCGGAGGAACCCAGCGCCACUGUGGGAUGCGCAAACGUUUGGGCCACAGGUGGCUGAGUACCCCUGGGGGUCGGCGGACCAGCUGUGCAGCAUUGUGAACUCCACGGAUGACGUGGCGCUCGUGGGCAACGGGCCCCUCACCGACGAGCAGCGCGAGGAGAUCAGCCGGGCCGGCAGGGUCGUGCGCUUCAACGCCCUCAAUAAUAGGAUACCUGGGGAGCGAAUAGACAUCUGGCUGGUGCGCUACAAUGGCAUGGGACCUGCCAAUUACUGGGGCUUCAAACAGCUGCGCUACACUGAAGCCGAGGAGGUGGUGCGGCAGGCAUCUGGUGUGGUGUUUCUGGGCGGCCAUCCCACUCGCUUCAUGGCAUACGCUGUAGAGGAGCUGCUCACCUGGUACCCCUUUGUGCCUGUGGAGAAGGCCAUGCAGAUCAACAUCACUGGGUACUGGGAUCUGUACAACCGAGUGCUGUCUGACAGCACCAGCCUGGCCAGGGCGGGAGCCAUGCCCUCUUCUGGUCUCCUUGGCGUGCUGACGACGGUGGCAUGCCUGCGGCCGGACCAGAAGCUGCGCAUCUUUGGCUUCAACUGGAACAAGGAGAACUGGUUCAUGCACAAGAUGGAUGCGGAGCAGAAGAUCAUCCGGCGGCUGCUGGCAGGGCGGCAGGUGGAGAUCAAUCCGACGGCGUGCGACGGGAUGUACACCUGCGACAAGCUCUGCGACGGCCUUUUCUACCGCCUCGCCAAGGACGGCGACAAGUCCGUCUGCGAGCAGAGGGCGAGGGAAGAGGAGGAGCGCAAGAAGAGGGAGGACAAUGCGCAGCACGCGCGCAACCGUCAGCGAGCCAUGGAUGUCAUGUACGGCGGCACAAGCUACAGCCGCCAGGCUGCCCUGGAGGCUUCCAUGGCUGCCAAGAAGGAGCGAGAAGCCGGCCCGCAGGUGCCAGAUUGGGUGCUCGACAACAGCAUCAAGUUCAAUGGCAACGCUGGCGCCGCCGCUGCCUUGGCCGGACUGACGGGCUCUGCUGCCGCCGUAAUAAGCAAGCAUAGGGCCACAUCGCUGCCCUUGGCGCUGGAGGAGAGGGAGGAUGGCUUUCUGUACAACGAGCAUGGGGAGCGGCUGGGCACAGCAGAGGCGCUGGACCCCACCUCAUUGGCAAACGCUGCACAGGACUCAGAGCAGCAGGACACCUCUGGCAUCCAGCAGCUGGCUGCUUCAGAAAUGCUGGCCCUGCAGGGUGCAGACACAGACGCCGAGGCUGAAGAUGAGGAGUAUCAGUAUUAUGCGGACGAUGAUGACGAAACAAUGGAUGAACCCGCCUCAAAGCAGGGCGCCUCGGAGGAUCAGCAGAGGGGCGCGCAAGCAGCGCAGCAGCCCAAGGAGCUUGUGGCGGAUGUGAGCGCAACGGAUGAAGACAAUGAUGCACCAGAUGAGGACAUGUUGAACGAGGAACAGCGGGCCAGCGCGCAAGAAAUGUCAAAUGGAGUUGCCGGAGAGGAAGCAUUACCUGUCAAGGAAGAGCAGGUCAUCCUGGCCAAGAAGCUGGAGGAAGCUGCUGGAGUCUCGUCCAAGAAGGAAGUGGAGCAGGGUCAGGAGGCUGAUGUCAGCGCUGAGGUGGCGGAUGAAGCGCUGGAUGCAGGGGAAGAGGAGGGUUUAGAGGAGGGCGAGGGAGAUAAUGAGGGUGAGGAAGGCGAGGGUGAUGCCGAUCGUGCCAUUGCUAAGGCGCUGCAGGACCAAGAGAGGGCGUUCAUGCUGCUGAAUGCCUAUGGAGGGGAGAAUGGGUGGCAAGAAGACCAGAGCUCAGAUGAUGACGAGGAUGACGACGAGGAUGGGGAAGGAUGGGUGGAGGACGACGGGGAAGCGGCGGAGGAUGCCAGUGGCGAGGAGAGCGGGGGUGAGGGGGAAGAAGAUGAUGCAGCCCUGGCGCGGCGGCUGCAGCUGGCAGAGGACCGGGAGCACUACCGCAGGCUGCUGGAACUGACUGGCGCAGAUGGCGGGUUGGUGGAGGAGUACAAUGAGGACGAGGAGGAUGGCUACAUGACAGAUGACUCUGUGGACCCUGACAACAUGACCUACGAGGAGCUGCAAGCCUUGGGGGAGGCUGUGGGCACGGUCUCGCGCGGCGUCCCACAGGACAUCAUUGAUGCGCUUCCCAACGCCAAAUACACCAGCCGCUUCUCAGACGCGCACCCGGCUGACGGCAAAGAAGAGGAGGAGCAGUGUGCGGUGUGCCGGAUGGAAUUUGAGGCUGGGGAGAACGUCAGGCUGCUGCCCUGCUCCCAUGUGUACCACCCAGACUGCAUUGGCCAGUGGCUGCACAUCAACAAGGUCUGCCCAAUCUGCAGCCAGGAAGUAACAAAACCAGCUGGCAAGUCGGAUAGUAAACCCAAGACCGUCCUGGAAACGCGGACCACCAACAAGUGA
Molecule: messenger RNA, 3057 nt
Organism: Coccomyxa subellipsoidea C-169
Lineage: Eukaryota; Viridiplantae; Chlorophyta; Trebouxiophyceae; Coccomyxaceae
Exons: 16
Coding region: 1-3057 (1018 amino acids)
Source: RefSeq, a predicted model, not a curated record